Molecule: messenger RNA, 4995 nt
Organism: Prunus persica (peach)
Lineage: Eukaryota; Viridiplantae; Streptophyta; Magnoliopsida; Rosales; Rosaceae
Product: myosin-6
Exons: 39
Coding region: 448-4995 (1515 amino acids)
Biological process (GO): vesicle transport along actin filament; actin filament organization
Cellular component (GO): cytoplasm; actin cytoskeleton; myosin complex
Molecular function (GO): microfilament motor activity; actin filament binding; ATP binding
Source: RefSeq, a predicted model, not a curated record
GAGAGGGCCAACGGCGAGAGAGAAAGUGCAAGAAAGAGAAGGAAAGCGCGAGAAAAUAAGAGGGAAAAUAGUUGCAGAGGAUCUUCUUCUUUCUCGUUCCGGAAGGAUAAAAGGUCCGCCAUUGGCAUUGUAGCCUCUGCAACAACAUUUCCCAUGUGACCUCGUCCAUUGUCUCAAAACAUCCAAUCCCACCUACAGUUUUGUGGCACAAAGCCGUACAUUCAGAGCCAGAGGUACCGGAGCGACAUUGCCAUUCUUUUACGUGCGUGCUGCUCCAAUUCCGAGUUUGAGCAAUUACGCACAAUUUUUUGGAUCUUUGUGCGUACGGUUCGCUCCGGAGAGAAGAAUCCAUGGUUUCGUCGGCAUUGGGUGGUGGCUGUUGCUGAGGGAAUCUAGGGUUUUGGAGCUCUGCCUGGGAUCUGAAUCGAAUCAGAUUUUUCGUCUGCAAUGGCUGCUAAUGUUAAUUUGGCGGUUGGAUCUCUGGUUUGGGUGGAAGAUCCUGAGGUAGCUUGGAUGGAUGGAGAAGUUGUAGGAGUUAAUGGUGAAGAGAUUGAAAUAAACUGUACAUCAGGGAAGACGGUUGUGGCUAAAGUAUCCAGUGUGUACCCAAAGGAUCCUGAAUUUCCUUCAUGUGGUGUAGACGAUAUGACAAAGUUGGCAUAUCUGCAUGAACCAGGGGUUUUGCAAAAUUUAAAAAGUCGAUACCAUAUAAAUGAAAUAUAUACUUACACAGGAAGCAUAUUGAUAGCCGUGAACCCUUUCCGGAGACUACCUCAUUUAUAUGAUAAUCAUAUGAUGGAACAGUAUAAAGGAGUAGCUGUAGGCGAGCUGAGCCCACAUCCUUUUGCUAUAGCUGAUGCUGCAUACAGACAGAUGAUUAAUGAGGGAAUAAGCCAGGCAAUUUUGGUCAGUGGGGAAAGUGGAGCUGGAAAAACAGAGAGUACAAAGAUGCUUAUGCGUUAUCUUGCCUAUAUGGGGGGAAGAGCUGCAUCUGAGGGGCGGUCUGUGGAGCAGCAAGUCCUGGAGUCCAACCCUGUUCUUGAGGCAUUCGGUAACGCAAAGACUGUGAGAAAUAAUAAUUCAAGUCGUUUCGGUAAGUUCGUAGAGCUUCAGUUUGAUCAGAGGGGAAGAAUCUCAGGAGCAGCCAUCAGAACUUAUUUGUUGGAGCGAUCCCGAGUUUGUCAAGUGUCUGACCCUGAGAGAAAUUACCAUUGUUUUUAUAUGCUCUGUGCUGCACCUCCAGAGGAUGUCGAAAGGUACAAAUUGGGUAAUCAAAGAGCAUUUCAUUAUUUAAAUCAGUCAAACUGCUAUGAGCUGGACGGGGUGGACGAUUCUAAGGAGUACCUAGCAACUAGGAAAGCUAUGAAUGUUGUUGGGAUAAGCUCUGAUGAGCAGGAUGCAAUAUUUCGAGUUGUAGCUGCAAUACUCCAUUUAGGCAAUGUUGAGUUUGCGAAGGGGAAUGAGACUGAUUCAUCUGAACCCAAGGAUGAUAAAUCUCGGUUCCAUCUCAAAAUAGCUGCUGAACUUUUCAUGUGUGAUGGGCAAUCUCUUGAAGAUUCUCUGUGCAAGCGUGUAAUUGUGACCCGUGAUGAGACCAUUAAAAAAAGUUUAGAUCCAGAUUCUGCAGCCAUCAGUAGAGACGCAUUAGCUAAAAUUGUAUAUACAAGGUUAUUUGAUUGGCUUGUAAACAAGAUAAAUAACUCUAUUGGUCAGGAUCCUGAUUCAAAAUAUUUGAUUGGAGUUUUGGAUAUUUAUGGAUUCGAGAGUUUCAAGACAAACAGCUUCGAGCAAUUUUGUAUCAAUUUGACAAAUGAAAAAUUGCAGCAGCAUUUUAACCAGCAUGUGUUCAAGAUGGAGCAAGAAGAAUAUACUAAAGAAGAAAUUGACUGGAGUUACAUAGAGUUCAUAGAUAAUCAGGAUAUUCUCGAUCUCAUUGAAAAGAAGCCUGGCGGCAUCAUUGCUCUUCUUGAUGAGGCUUGUAUGUUCCCAAGAUCAACACAUGAGACAUUUUCACAGAAGCUUUAUCAAACUUUUAAAGACCAUAAACGUUUUAGCAAGCCUAAAUUGUCACCAACCGACUUCACCAUUUGUCAUUAUGCUGGUGAUGUUACUUAUCAAACAGAAUUCUUCCUAGAUAAGAACAAAGAUUAUGUUGUUACAGAGCAUCAAGCACUCCUUAGUGCCUCUGAGUGCUCUUUUGUUUCAGGCUUGUUCCCUCUUUUACCUGAAGAAUCUGCCAAAUCAUCAAAAUUCUCUUCAAUAGGUUCUCGAUUCAAGCAACAACUGCAAUCUUUGCUUGAAACACUAAGUGCAAUUGAACCUCACUACAUACGUUGUGUAAAACCAAAUAAUCAACUUAAGCCAGCCAUUUUUGAGAAUGGUGCUGUUUUACAGCAGCUUUGCUGCGGGGGAGUAAUGGAGGCGAUUAGGAUUAGUUGUGCUGGAUAUCCGACCAGAAAGACCUUUGCGGAAUUUGCAAGUCGUUUUAGCAUCCUAGCACCCGAGGUUCUAAAUGGAAGUGUUGAUGAGGUUGCUGCAUGCAAGAAGCUUUUACAGAAGGUCAACCUCAAGGGAUAUCAGGUUGGCAAAACAAAAGUGUUUCUCAGAGCUGGUCAGAUGGCAGAACUAGAUGCUUAUCGAAGUGAGGUCUUGGGAAGAUCAGCAAGCAUUAUCCAGAGAAAAGUCCGCUCCUACCUAUGUCGCAAAAAAUUUGUCUUGUUACGGUUGUCUGCCAUCCAAAUCCAAGCGUUAUGUAGAGGACAAGUUGGACGCCAUCAAUAUGAAAACAUGAGAAGGGAAGCUGCUUCUGUGAAAAUCCAGAAAUAUGGUCGCUCGUAUAUCUCUAGGAACGCUUAUAAAAAUGCGUGCUCUUCAGCUGUUUCUAUUCAAACUGGUAUGCGUGGGUUGGCUGCUCGUAAGGAGCUUAAGUGCAGGAAGCAAACAUGGGGUGCAGUUGUUAUACAGAGUCAAUGCCGGAAAUACUUGGCCCGUGCUCGUUAUUUAAGAAUGAAGAAAGCAGCAAUUGCAACACAAUGUGGUUGGAGGCGAGUAGUUGCUCGUAAGGAGUUGCGGAAGCUUAAGAUGGCUGCAAAGGAUGCUGGUGCUCUCCAAGAAGCGAAAAAUAAGCUGGAAAAGGAAGUUGAAGAACUAACCUGGCGUUUGCAGCUGGAGAAGCGAAUGAGGGCUGACAUGGAGGAGGCCAAAACAAAGGAAAAUGCAAAGUUGCAGUCUACUUUGCAAGAGAUGCAACUCCAAUUUGAAGAAACUAAAUCACUGCUUAUGAAGGAACGUGAGGCUGCAGUGAAAGCAUCUGAGGAGGCAGCGAAAGCAGCUGAGGCUUCAGCGAAAGCAGCUGAGGCUUCAAUGAAAGCGGCUGAACAAGUUCCUGUCGUACUGGAGCUUCCAGUUGUUGAUCAUGAAAUAGUCACUAAGCUUACUGCUGAAAAUGAGCAGCUCAAGGCUCUGGUAGACUCACUGGAAAAGAAGAUUGAUGAAACAGAGAAAAAGUUUGAAGAAACAAGCAGGCUUAGUGAAGAGCGGUUCAAGCAGGCUACGGAGGCAGAGUCAAAGAUAAUUAAAUUGAAGACUGCCAUGCAGAGGCUUGAAGAAAAACUUUCUGACAUGGAAACUGAGGACCAAAUUUUGCGGCAGCAAGCAUUGAAGAUUUCAUCUUCUAUGAAAAUGUCAGAACAUUUAGCAGGAGCAGCAGCUCAGCCCUUGGGAAAUGGUCAUCAUGAACCACUGAGACCUACACCAUCAAAGAGAUUUGGCUCAGAGUCUUUGAGAAGAUCCCAAAUUGAAAGGCAGCAUGAGAGUGUAGAUGCUCUUAUGAAUUGCUUGACAAGUAAUGUUGGGUUCAGUGAAGGAAAGCCAGUUGCAGCAAUUACAAUAUACAAAUGUCUUCUCCACUGGAGAUCAUUUGAAGCGGAAAAAACUAGUGUAUUUGACCGACUUAUUCAGAUAAUUGGUUCUGCAAUUGCGGAUCAGGAUAACAACGGUCAUAUGGCUUAUUGGCUUUCCAAUACAUCUACAUUGUUGUUCCUGCUCCAGCGGAGUUUAAGAACUGCUCCGCGAAAGCCUCCUACUCCAACAACUUUAUUUGGAAGGAUGACCCAAGGCUUCCGAUCUUCUUCUGCCAAUCUUUCCGUUGGUGCUUCUGAUGUUGUGCGUCAAGUUGAGGCCAAGUAUCCGGCUUUGCUCUUUAAGCAGCAACUUACAGCAUAUGUAGAAAAGAUAUAUGGAAUCGUCCGAGACAAUUUGAAGAAGGAAGUGUCACUUAUGCUUUCUUCUUGCAUCCAGGCACCCAAAACAUCAAAGGGGAGUGUUUCAAAAUCACCUGAAGGAUCAAAUAGUAAUAGUCCUCCAGCUAAUCCUUGGAAUAGCAUGAUCGCUAGUCUUAAUGGGUUUCUCUCUACGUUGAAAGAAAAUUGUGUUCCUCCAAUUCUUGUUCAGAAGUUAUCUACUCAAACUUUCUCAUAUAUCAAUGUACAGAUUUUUAAUAGCCUUCUUCUUCGUCGAGAGUGCUGCACAUUUAGCAAUGGGCAAUAUGUGAAGAAUGGGCUAGCUGAAUUGGAGCUAUGGUGUAGCCUAGCAAAAGAAGAGUAUGCUGGCUCAUCAUGGGAUGAACUCAAAUAUGUAAGGCAGGCUGUAGGGUUCUUGGUUCUACACCAAAAGUCCAGAGUCUCGUAUGAUGAACUUACAAAUGACCUCUGCCCUGUCUUGAGUGUUCAGCAGCUCUACAGAGUAUGCACACAAUUUUGGGAUGACGAUUAUAACACGCAAAGUGUAGCCCCUGAAGUCAUUUCCAGCAUGAACUUUCUGAUGACAGAUGACUCCAGCAAUGAUGAUAGCAGCUCCUUUUUGUUGGAUGACAAUUCCAGCAUUCCUUUCUCGGUUGAUGAUAUUUCUAGUUCCAUGGAAGACCAGAGCUAUUCAGAUGUGAAACCUCCUGCUGAGCUUUUGGAGAAUUCAGAUUUCCAAUUUUUACAGGAGUAA